Molecule: messenger RNA, 1665 nt
Organism: Cutaneotrichosporon cavernicola
Lineage: Eukaryota; Fungi; Basidiomycota; Tremellomycetes; Trichosporonales; Trichosporonaceae
Exons: 1
Coding region: 1-1665 (554 amino acids)
Biological process (GO): secondary metabolic process
Molecular function (GO): CoA-ligase activity
Source: RefSeq, a predicted model, not a curated record
AUGAUCUACACCUCCGACUACCCCGAUGUCUACCUCCCCGAAGUUGGUAUCUUCGAGUACCACUUCCCGCAGAACCCCAAGUUCGACCCCGACGCGAAAGCGUUCAUUGACGGCAUCGACGGGCGCUCGAUCACCCGUCGCGAGGUCGAGCAUGAGGCGCUUUGCAUGGCGACUGGUCUGCGCAAGCUUGGCCUCAAGCGCCGCGACGUCGCCUGCAUGUACGGCCUCAACUCGCUCGAGUGGGUCCGUGCCGCCUACGGGUGUAUGGCUGCAGGACUCACCGUCUCGCCUGCCAACUAUGCGUACUCGCCCAAGGAGCUUGCGCACCAGAUCAACGACUCGGGUGCCCAGAUCAUCUUCCUUGCCCCCGACCUCGUGUCCAAGUUCAACGAGGCGCGUCCGCUCCUCAAGCGCGCGUUCCCCGACUCGCGCGUUGUUCUGUUGGCCACCCCGGAGAACCAGCCCGUGGUCAAGCGCUACAGGAUCGUCACUGACCUGUACGGCGCACCUGGCAAGCCUGAGCGCUUCUCGGGCGAGCAAGUGCACGAGACGACCUGGCUCUGCUACUCGUCCGGCACGACUGGUCUGCCUAAGGGCGUCAUGACCACCCAUCACAACUUUACCUCGCAGAUGCAGGCUCUCAAGGUCUCGUACCAGCAGCUCACGCCCAAGGACGCCAUGCUUGCGUUCGUCCCCCUCUCCCACACCUACGGAUCGACCAUGGUCCUCCAGCAGCCAUUCUCGAUGGGCUGCCCGGUCGUGCUUCUCCCCAAGUUUGAGGAGAAGGCCGCAUUGGAGUGCAUCGAAAAAUACAAGAUCACCCACGGCCUCAUUGUGCCUCCUAUUGUUAUCGUCCUUCUCCACUCGGAACUCGUGCCCAAGUAUGACCUCCGCUCGCUCAAGACGCUCAUGUGCGCUGCUGCGCCUCUCGGUGACGACCUGACCAAGGAGUUUGAGUCUAGAUUCCCCAACUGUGUCGUCACCCAGGGCUACGGUCUUACGGAGACCACCCCUAUCAUCACCUGCUUGACCGGCGACGAGGUCGAGGGCAAGAGCGGAUGGGUUGGCCGCUUGCUACCAACCUACGAGGCGCGUCUGAUCGACGUGGACGGCAACGACGUGAAUGGCAUCGGGGAGCGUGGCGAGCUCUGGGUGCGCGGCCCAAGUGUCAUGAAGGGCUACCACAACAACCCGGAAGCGACGGCCAAGACGUUCAACGACGACUGGUUCAUGACUGGCGACGUUCUCGUUCGCUCCGCAGACGGGUGGUACAAGGUCGUGGACCGCGUCAAGGAGCUCAUCAAGUACAAGGGCUUCCAGGUUCCUCCUGCCGAGCUUGAGGCGUUGCUCUACACCCACCCACAGAUCAAGGAUGCGGCGGUUGUUGGCCUCUACGACAAGAGCCAGGCGACCGAGCUGCCGACGGCGUACGUCAUUGUCACUGAUGAGGUCGACAAGAGCGACAGCGGCCGCGCCGCGUUCAACAAGGAUAUCCAGAUGUGGGUGGCGGCACGCGCGGCUCGCCACAAGCGCUUGGGCGGCGGUGUGUACAUCGUCGACGAGCUCCCCAAGUCGCCUUCAGGGAAACUCCUCCGCCGCUUCCUCCGCGACAAGGGACAGGCCGAGCGCGACGCCGGCAACGUCCAGAUGCAGGCCAAGCUCUAA